AUGUCAGUCCAACGCGAACGCGUAAAAAAUCUCAGCAUCCACCGACCGAUUAUCUAUGGCAAUGUUGCAUCAGUUCUUUCUCCGAGACAGCGUGAACAGCUUGCCGCAACAGCUCCAGACCACACUCAUACCUGGACUGUGGCUGUUAGGGGGGCAGCGUCUCCAGACAAGGAGGCCGCAACCUCGAUGGUCGGAGGGGCAGACGAUAUAUCUUAUUUUGUCAAAAGAGUUUCCUUCAAGCUUCACGACACUUACCCCAAUCCCUUGCGACACGUAGAAAAGCCGCCAUUUGAAGUCACAGAGACCGGCUGGGGUGAAUUCGAGAUUCAGAUCAAGAUAACUUUUGUCUCGGACGCUGGUGAAAAACCAGUCUCGUUCUACCACCAUCUUAAACUUCAUCCAUGGGCCGCAGCAGGCGACCCUGAAAUUCCUCCGCUUGAGGUUGCCGUCAAGCUCGGCUCAGUCCACAGCUGGCAAUACGACGAAAUCGUUUUCACCGAGCCAUUCAACACAUUUCUUGACACACUCAUGAAGAACCCCCCAACACCUCUCGUCAAAAGUCGUAGAAAGCCAAUCCCAUUUCAUCUUGCGCACAUGGAGGGACUUGCUGCCAGUCGAGGUGGGACCCCAGAGUUUACGCAGCAGAUGGAAAGAGAAGAGACAGAGAGACUGGAGGAUGGGCGAAGAACGAUUAUGGCAGAGGAGGACAGGUGGAAACUCAAGCUCAUUGAGAAGGAGAGAGAGUUGGAGCAACUCAAAAAGUUGGUUGCGGAACGAGGGAAGUAG
Mycena indigotica is the source of this 786-nucleotide messenger RNA. Its product is annotated as Yeats family protein. The record is from RefSeq and is a predicted model, not a curated record. Gene Ontology annotation, cellular component: Swr1 complex; NuA4 histone acetyltransferase complex. Lineage: Eukaryota; Fungi; Basidiomycota; Agaricomycetes; Agaricales; Mycenaceae. Bases 1 to 786 code for a protein of 261 amino acids. Gene Ontology annotation, molecular function: histone binding. The transcript has 4 exons. Gene Ontology annotation, biological process: chromatin remodeling; regulation of transcription by RNA polymerase II.